AUGGAAGUGCAGACCACCUCCCUGGUGUGGAUUUACGUUAACGUGACGGUCAACACUUCCGACGAGUUCAACUCCACUGAGAGCUCGGAGAAGUCUUACGCUAUCGGUCUCUUCCUGUCCUGCCUCUACACCAUCCUCCUCUUCCCCAUCGGAUUCAUAGGCAACAUCCUGAUCCUGGUGGUCAACCUGAACCACCGCGAGAAGAUGACCAUCCCCGACCUGUACUUCGUCAACCUGGCGGUGGCCGACCUGAUCCUGGUGGCCGACUCGCUCAUCGAGGUGUUCAACCUGAACGAGAAGUACUACGACUAUGCCGUGCUGUGCACCUUCAUGUCACUCUUCCUGCAGGUCAACAUGUACAGCAGCAUCUUCUUCCUCACGUGGAUGAGCUUCGACCGCUACGUGGCGCUGGCCGGCUCGGUGGGCUGCAGCCCGCUGAGGACCAUGCGGCACGCCAAGCUCAGCUGCGGCCUCAUCUGGAUGGCGUCCAUUCUGGCCACGCUUCUGCCCUUCACCAUCGUGCAGACGCAGCACCGCGGCGAGCUCCACUUCUGUUUCGCCAACGUCUUCGAGAUCCAGUGGCUGGAGGUGACGAUCGGCUUUCUGCUGCCGUUCUCCGUCAUCGGCCUGUGCUACUCCCUGAUCGUACGGAUCCUCAUGCGGGCGCAGAAGCAUCGCGGGCUGUGGCCGAGGCGGCAGAAGGCAUUGCGGAUGAUCGUGGUGGUGGUGCUGGUCUUCUUCAUCUGCUGGCUGCCGGAGAACGUCUUCAUCAGCAUCCAGCUGCUGCAGGGCACCGCCGACCCGGCCCGCAGGACCACCGCCACGCUGUGGCACGACUACCCGCUGGCGGGCCACAUCGUCAACCUGGCCGCCUUUUCCAACAGCUGCCUCAACCCCAUCAUCUACAGCUUUCUGGGAGAGACCUUCCGGGACAAGUUGAGGCUCUUUGUCAAGCAGAAGGCCAACUGGUCGGCCGUCGGUCUACAUUUGGGACCUCCGGUCAGGACUGAGGUGUCCGAGGUGUAA
This is a messenger RNA of Phycodurus eques (leafy seadragon), 1026 nucleotides long. RefSeq names its product G protein-coupled estrogen receptor 1 (gene gper1). Bases 1 to 1026 code for a protein of 341 amino acids. Gene Ontology annotation, biological process: cellular response to estradiol stimulus; G protein-coupled receptor signaling pathway. Gene Ontology annotation, cellular component: membrane. The record is from RefSeq and is a predicted model, not a curated record. Gene Ontology annotation, molecular function: nuclear estrogen receptor activity; G protein-coupled receptor activity. NCBI's taxonomy places the organism in Eukaryota, Metazoa, Chordata, Actinopteri, Syngnathiformes, Syngnathidae. The transcript has a single exon.